Messenger RNA from Pleurotus ostreatus (oyster mushroom), 1113 nucleotides. RefSeq lists its product as uncharacterized. The coding region runs from base 1 to 1113 and encodes 370 amino acids. The record is from RefSeq and is a predicted model, not a curated record. The transcript has 8 exons. Gene Ontology annotation, cellular component: plasma membrane. Lineage: Eukaryota; Fungi; Basidiomycota; Agaricomycetes; Agaricales; Pleurotaceae.
AUGUCAGGGGCGCACAACGGCGUAGACCGCAAGGACCGUAUUCCCUCCCCGAGCGAAGCCUCAUCAUCUCACUCUCGUGGGAACGUUGUCGACCACCAAGCUCCGAACGUGACCGAUGAUCAACCAGCAGGACCGAGACGGCCUGGCGACGCUAAGACUCAUUUGAUCAAUGUCCAGCCUCUCAAGCGCUCGGAGAUGCAGCCUUCGUACGCCCAAGACUUAGGAACAGGAGAGGUUACCCACGGCAUUUAUGGUUCUCUCCUCCAGGGUUUGGGCUCCCUGGUAGGUUUCUGCGGUGCAUUCCCGUGCUGCCCAUGCCCGAAUCCCUUCCGCAACGUUCAGCAAGGGUCGGUGGGACUGGUGUCUCGCUUCGGACAGUUCUACAAGUCCGUGGACCCGGGUCUCGUCCAAGUCAACGUUUGCACAGAGUCGCUCCGUAUCGUGGAUGUCAAGAUUCAGAUCAGCCCCAUUGGCAGACAGACAGUGAUAACUCGUGAUAACGUCAAUGUCGAAAUCGACUCUGUCAUCUACUUCCAAAUAUGCAACCCCUACCGCGCCGCAUUCGGGAUUACUGACUUGCGCCAAGCACUUAUCGAACGUGCGCAAACAACCCUGCGUCAUGUCGUCGGCGCGCGGGCGGUGCAGAGUGUAGUCACUGAACGCGAGGCUAUUGCUUUUGAGAUUGCCGAAAUCGUUGGAGAUGUUGCCGACAAAUGGGGUGUUGCUAUCGAGGGUAUUCUCAUCAAGGACAUAAUAUUCUCUGCUGAGGUCUCCGCCUCCCUUUCAUCUGCGGCUCAGCAAAAGAGGAUCGGAGAAAGUAAAGUCAUCGCUGCCCGCGCAGAGGUUGACGCAGCUAGGUUGAUGAGACAAGCCGCUGAUAUCCUUGCUUCACCUGCUGCCAUGCAAAUUCGUCAACUCGAAGCUCUACAACAAAUGGCUAAAUCCUCCAGCAGCAAAGUUAUCUUUGUGCCUAUGCAACUUCAGAGCGACGUUGUUGGUCAACUAGCCAAUCAUCCCGAAGCUGGCUCGUCUUCUAUAGUAGCCCACGAAUCGGGCGAAGGUCUUGGAGCCGUAGGGCGCGCUGGUCUUUUGAGCAGCGUCGCAGAUGUAUGA